AUGUUAGGAGUGCGUCGACUUUUGGAAGCUCACACCGGAGACUACAUUUCACAAAAAAUGAAAGAAUUAAUGGAAUCUUUCGGUAUUUCAAAAUCCAAAAUAAUCUCUGUUUGUACAGAUGGUGGUGCAACUAUGAUAGCUGCAGUACAAAAAUUAUUAGGGGAAGGAAAAAACGUCUAUUGUUUUGCUCAUAUGUUAAAUUUAAUAGUAACGGAUGGUUUAGAAGACAAAAAUAAUAAGCCCUUGAAAAAGCUUAUAGAUCUUGUUAAAAGUUUCAUGACUUAUGCUAGGCACAGCAGUAAUUUCAUGGAUGCCUUGAGGGCUGAACAACAGAGGGAUGGUGUACCAGAAGGUGGCGUUGCGCUGUUUAUUCAGUCAGUUCCAACACAGUGGAAUUCCACCUUUUAUAUGCGUAGUAGAUUCGUCACCCCUAUACCCCUACGUAGCACGUGUUCUGGCAAGUCCAAGUACAAAACUAAAAAAUGCUUCUAG
Psylliodes chrysocephalus is the source of this 492-nucleotide messenger RNA. NCBI's taxonomy places the organism in Eukaryota, Metazoa, Arthropoda, Insecta, Coleoptera, Chrysomelidae. The record is from the annotation of a GenBank genome assembly.